This is a messenger RNA of Papaver somniferum (opium poppy), 1192 nucleotides long. RefSeq lists its product as uncharacterized. Gene Ontology annotation, molecular function: cadherin binding. NCBI's taxonomy places the organism in Eukaryota, Viridiplantae, Streptophyta, Magnoliopsida, Ranunculales, Papaveraceae. The coding region runs from base 153 to 977 and encodes 274 amino acids. Gene Ontology annotation, cellular component: mitochondrion; nucleoplasm. The transcript is spliced from 5 exons. The record is from RefSeq and is a predicted model, not a curated record.
AUAUAAGAAAGGUAUCAGUAGUUUAAAACCUUCUCCUUUUAGGUUUGUUAAAUCUAUUCGUGGUUUCAAUUUAAUCCCUUAGGGAAGGAAGUUAGCUUAGGUUUUGAACGGAAAUUCGUCUCUCUCGACUCCCGAGGAAGAAGAAGAAGAAAAUGCCUCGAGCAAUUUCUCGUUCUCCUACUACUAGAAAAAGACACUCUCCAUCACCAGUUGCAUCUCAUAGACAUAGCAGGAGAAACAGAAGGGACCGAAGCCGCUCUCCGUAUUAUAGGCGUAGGAGUCGUUCUUUGUCCCCUCGUCGCCGCAGAAGUCGAUCACCAACUCCGAGGCGCCGUAAGAGUAGGUCACCAACACCAAGACGUCUUAAGAGACAAAGAAGUAGGAGUGCAUCAGUAUCUCCCGUAAAAAAGUCUCGAAGUCCAAGCAUUGGAGAAGUAGAGCGUAAAAAAGCCAUUGAGAAGUUGAAAAAUGAUGAAGAGGAAAAGAAAAGACGUCAACGUGAGGCAGAAUUGAAGUUGCUGGAAGAAGAAACUGCAAGGAGAGUAGAAGAAGCAAUCAGGAAACGCGUUGAGGAGAGCUUGAACUCCGAAAAGAUAAAGCUGGAAAUACAGAGGAGAAUAGAUGAAGGGCGGAAGAAACUGAUUGAGGAGGUUGCUGUUCAACUUGAAAAAGAAAAGGAAGCUGCUUUAAUAGGAGCCAGGCAAAAAGAGGAGCAAGCUAGGAGAGAGAGAGAAGAACUGGAUAAGAUGAUCGAGGAGAACAAAAGGAGAGUGGAAGAGUCUCAGAGAAGAGAGGCUUUGGAGCAGCAACGGAAAGAGGAGGAAAGGUACCGGGAAUUGGAGCUAAUCCAAAGACAAAAAGAAGAAGCUAUGUUGAGAAAGAAACUCGAAGAGGAGGAGGAGCGGUCAAAGCAGAUGAAGCUGUUGGGUAAGAACAAAUCACGGCCAAAACUCUCCUUUGGUAUUGGUUCAAAAUAAGGUUUUCCCAAGAUAUUAAUCAUGUUAUUUUAAAAGGGGUUUCCUAUGCAAAUAUUUCUAGAAAAUUUGCUUGGAAAAUGUUUUGAUGAUGUUUAACCCCGUAAUGUUUUGGUUGCCUGGACAAGGAUAGGGCUCAUUUCAAUUGAAUGAAAACAGUUUAUAACUUCUAUCUUAUGCAAAAUCUUUUGAUGAUUUUGGUCAUCAACAUCCUACCA